Messenger RNA from Rattus rattus (black rat), 824 nucleotides. RefSeq names its product cytochrome c oxidase assembly factor 8. Gene Ontology annotation, cellular component: mitochondrion. The transcript has 5 exons. NCBI's taxonomy places the organism in Eukaryota, Metazoa, Chordata, Mammalia, Rodentia, Muridae. The record is from RefSeq and is a predicted model, not a curated record. Bases 23 to 604 code for a protein of 193 amino acids. Gene Ontology annotation, biological process: intrinsic apoptotic signaling pathway.
GAUCCUGCCGUACGCGCGGGCCAUGGCGGCUUUGCGGCCCGGAAGCAAAGCACUUCGCCGGCUGCUCUGCCGGUCCUUCUCCGGCGGCGGCGUUCGGCUGGCCCGUGAGCGCGCUACGGAGCGCAGGGAUGCUGCGUCCAGCCGGGUCUCAAGAUUCUGCCCUCCGAGACAGUCUUGCCAUGAUUGGAUAGGCCCCCCAGACAAAUACUCCAACCUUCGUCCUGUUCAUUUUCACGUCCCUGAAAAUGAGUCUCCUUUGGAGCAAAGGCUUAGGGAAUUGAGGCAAGAAACGCAAGAAUGGAAUCAGCAGUUCUGGGCCAAGCAGAAUCUGUCCUUUAAUAAGGAAAAGGAAGAGUUCAUUUACUCAAGGCUACAAGCUAAAGGCUCAGGCCCGCGAACCGAGUCAGGCCAAAGAGCAACACUGGAUGCCGAGGAGAUGGCUGACUUCUAUAAGGACUUUCUGAGCAAGAAUUUCCAGAAGCACAUGUGCUAUAACCGAGACUGGUACAAGCGCAAUUUUGCCAUCACUUUCUUCAUGGGGAAGGUGGCCCUGGAGAGGAUGUGGAGCAAGCUGAAGCAGAAGCCAAAGAAGACAAGCGAUUAGAGGAGCCCACCGGACCUGACCACAGCACCAGGUCCAUUUGCGAGGCCUGGAGACUAAGUGAGCACAGGCUCCUGACCCGCGCUCAGACCUUGCUGACUGUGUGUCCCCAGCGGCUCAGUCCCAUCAGCAGACUGUAUGCUUGCUGUCUGUAUCUUGAAUUAUGUCAGUUCAGAAGAUAGCAGGGUAAAAACGUGAAUAAAGUUUUGCUGUAAGGAUUUAA